AUGGCAAAGGUUCACAAAUAAAAAGGAUAUAGAUUGGAGAAUACAAUUUCUAAGAAAGGUUUUCUUGAAUUAAGAAAAAUGCUUGGAAUGCCUUAAUUUGAAUUCGUGCAUGAAAAUAGUAAUUUAAUGAAAAUCUAAGCAUUACAAUUAAAUAUUGAUGAUGAUGAAAAAUGGAUUAAAAAAUAUGUAAUAUUUAGACUUAUUUAUUUAGAAACCAAUACCCGAAGCCAGAUUAUAAAAAUAUCUAUUACAUUGUUAGUACAUCGAUAAAUCUAUUAUUACUUCUUUAAAUAAGGUUGAUUGUUUUCUAAAUCAAUAAGGAAAUAUUAAACAUAUGGUAUAAAACAAAGAAGAAGAAAAAUAAAAAAAAUAGAAUAGUUUAAGUACUGAAGUUUAGUAUUCUAAUAAAAUUGCUUGA
Messenger RNA from Paramecium primaurelia, 418 nucleotides. Lineage: Eukaryota; Ciliophora; Oligohymenophorea; Peniculida; Parameciidae. The record is from the annotation of a GenBank genome assembly.